Stylonychia lemnae is the source of this 171-nucleotide messenger RNA. Lineage: Eukaryota; Ciliophora; Spirotrichea; Sporadotrichida; Oxytrichidae. The record is from the annotation of a GenBank genome assembly.
AUGAAUCCAAUCAUGACUAAAAAGGAAUAAGGAGGCAAUUAAAUAAGAAGAGAUGGGAAAGUACUGAUUAAGCUUGCAUAGAUGCAACAGCAAAUUAGUGAAAAAAUAAUACAUACAUCAAAUAAAUCUUAUGGACUACCCAUAAACAGAAAAGAAUAGAAAGUCUAUUGA